Molecule: messenger RNA, 3805 nt
Organism: Acanthopagrus latus (yellowfin seabream)
Lineage: Eukaryota; Metazoa; Chordata; Actinopteri; Spariformes; Sparidae
Gene: dnajb1a
Product: DnaJ heat shock protein family (Hsp40) member B1a
Exons: 3
Coding region: 373-1398 (341 amino acids)
Cellular component (GO): cytosol
Molecular function (GO): transcription corepressor activity; Hsp70 protein binding
Source: RefSeq, a predicted model, not a curated record
GCAGCAGCAGCUUCUUCCAGAAGUUUCCUCGGCCGGUUUACAGCUCGGCUGAAGCGCACGGACACUCCGGCGUGAAGACGUUAUUUCACGUUGAGUGGCUCGAUUUAACUGGCAUCGUUUAUCCUCGUUUCAGUGACGAGUUGGAAUUUGUUUACGGACUGUGACAAGUGACGGGAAGCUAACCUUGACAGUUAGCUAAAGCUAGCUUCAACGUUCGUCGGCGGCAGUGACAUCUGCGGCGGCGGAGCCCGUUAACCGGACCCACAACCGGGACAUGCCGGGUGUGUAUUCGGCACCGCACGGACACUGAGCUGACCCGUCUGUGAUGACAGUGUUUUUAUGAAGAAGAAGGACGACUGACAGGUUAUUGUAAUGGGUAAAGAUUACUACAAAGUGCUCGGAAUAGCCAGAGGUGCCUCCGAAGAUGAGAUAAAGAAGGCGUACAGAAAACAGGCCCUGCGUUACCACCCUGACAAGAACAAGUCUCCUGGAGCAGAAGAUAAAUUCAAGGAGAUCGCAGAAGCUUACGAUGUCCUCAGCGACGCCAAGAAGAAGGACAUAUAUGACCGCUUUGGAGAAGAAGGAUUAAAGGGUUCGUCUGGAGGUGGAGGUGGAGGACACAGUGGUCACAGCUACAACUACACCUUCCAUGGAGACCCCCACGCGAUGUUCGCUGAGUUCUUCGGAGGCCGCAGCCCCUUCGAUCACUUCUUCUCACAAAACGGGGAGGACGACAUGGACAUCAACGAUCCCUUCGGAGCGUUUGGCAUGGGAAGGAUGGGCGGCAUGGGCGGGUUUCACCGGCCCUUUAAAACCCACUCAGGAGGCCCUCACCGAGCGCACGAGAGGAAGAAGGACCCGCCGGUGGUGCACGAGCUGAAGGUGAGCCUGGAGGAGGUCUUCUCGGGCUGCACCAAAAAGAUGAAGAUCUCCCGCAAGAGACUGAAUCCGGACGGCUGCACCAUACGCAGCGAAGACAAGAUUUUAACCGUCGACAUUAAGCGCGGCUGGAAGGAAGGGACAAAAAUCACCUUUCCUAAGGAGGGAGACGAAACUCCCUCCAACAUUCCUGCAGAUGUGGUGUUUGUAGUUAAAGAUAAACCUCAUCCAGUGUUCAGAAGAGAGGGCUCGGAUAUCAUUUAUCCUGCAAAGAUAUCACUCAGAGAUGCGUUGUGUGGAUGCACCGUCAACGCCCCGACACUGGACGGCCGGACCAUCACUGUGACCUCCAGAGACGUUGUCAGACCUGGAAUGAAGAAGCGGAUCGUUGGAGAAGGGCUCCCUCUGUCAAAGUGCCCUGAGAAGAGGGGCGACAUGAUCUUGGACUUCUCAGUGAAAUUUCCUGAAAAACUGGGCCAAAGCACGCGAGAUGCACUCAAGCAGGUCCUCCCACCGUGACCUGAUAAAAGUUUAUCCCCCUCCCGAGUAUCUAAACAAGUUAACAUUUCCAGUUACACUGUGUCACACACUGUGUUUCAUCCUGGACGAUCGAGGCUCAGGGCAGGUUUGGUUCCAGCUGAGUUGGAUUUCUUAUCUUUCAUAUCCGUCAGUUUUACGAAGCUGACAGAUCAGCUGACUUUCUGUUUCGUUUGUACAUCCAGCUGAGGUUGAGAACCGUGUGAAGUAACAAGCUGCCACACAAUGUCAGAAUCAUGGAGGAAAAGCAAAUACAAGGUACAAUAUAUAGCGUGUAUAAAGAUAAACCUGUGAGGUUUGAGUGGAAGCAGAGUGUUGUGUAAUAUAGUUCAUGAGGAUUUGGUCUUUUUAGGAGUGCUUUAAGGGCGCACGCAGCAAGUUAAAUAACAAUACCUCAGGUGCAGUGACACACGCUCAAACGUAGCAACAACUACACAACUCAACAGGACAUGAAUUUAGUUGCCGUUACAUAAAAACGGACGCUUAAUGUGAAUCCUGAGAAGUUGAAAUCAUCUGAGUUUUAAAGGACGCACUGAUCUGAUCCACUGGUGUCAGAACCUGGACUGACUUGAUGAGGCAGAUCAGACGUGACUGAUCAGUGUUCAGGACUCUUUGUCUGUCAGUGUCAGUUCAAUGUUUCUGCGCUCGUAGGCGAAGAGAGACGGUGGACCAGCACGAGACCUGAUGUCAGAGAAAACUCACGUACGAAACAUGGCAGCGAAUCUUCUGUAUCUGUUGGCAGACAGCAGCAGGGAGACAACACCGCGGUGCCAUGAUUCACACACACGAUGGUUGUCAGUUUAAAAGAUACUUUUCAAACUGGAGAAAGUCGCAGUUUGUCAUACAGCUAAUGAAAUAUAAGAAAGACUUCUCACCCAGCAGUCGGGUACGUGACGUCUCGUUCAUCAGAGCCUAUAAGCUAACUCAUAAAACUCCCUCUGCUGUCACAUGACUGCAGCUGUCUGUCCAGACUUGUAGUGAUUUUAACCUUCGUAAUACUUUUUCUGUGCAGAGGUGAUGUAUGUUGAGCGAGACGAAGCAGUUCCCAGAGAAGUUUACAGACACUAAAUGUUAUUUUACUGUCUUUACAACAACCCGCGACUUUCUUGGCUUACGGAAUAAUCUUUUGAAUUGACAGUGAACGUGUGUGAAGUUUUUCCCUGAUGUGAGACCUCGCGGGGGACACGUGCCUCACUUUAUACCAACUAGAACAAUAUCAUUUAAAUUAUGCAUAAGCCUAAAAACAAUAAUGAUGUACAUGUGUCUCCAGUUAUAAUUAAGAAGAGACGUGAAGUUACAUUUAUAUAUAAAAACAAAAACACAUAAGAAUGAUUCCAGUGAGCUCGAGGUAGCAUUGCACAGAUGACGAGUCCCCAGCACUUCUUUCAAAAUGUUUACUUUUACCGCAUCUUGUUCAUCUGGUCGUGCACUUGUGUAAAAAAUACAUGUGUGGAGACUUUUUUGUGCCAAAUAAUUGUUCCUAUGUAGUAUUAAUGUGUGUCGAGAGCAUGUGUGUGUUAUCUUGUCUCGUGUGACUGAUGAACUACAGAGAUCUUAAGAUAUUAACUUCAUUCGUACCCACUGAGUUUUGCACAAGCUUCAGUUUAUUUGAUAUUUCAGUUCCUCCUCAUCUGAUAUUGGUCUGUUUGACUUAAAUCUUUAAGCCAGUGAGUUUAUUUCUCCUCGCUUUUCUUUUUUUACCCGACAUGAUAUAAAACCUGGUGCAUCAGUCUGGUACCAGGCUAAAUAUUUCAGAGGUGAAGAUGAAUUUAUGCCGCCAACUUUAAGGCCUACUACAUAUUAUGUGUUUAAUUAUUUUGUCUUAUUUUUUAAUGCCAUCUCUUCGAGCUCGUACCCGACAACAAUCACUGGGAGAUGUAGAGUAUCUGGAAAUAUGCUGUGUCACAGUUCAGGGGGGAAUUACUGGGCUCACAUUCAGCUCUGUGCACCUUUUUGACUGUAGUCUGUAGAAGUCAGUAAAUUAGUUAAUUUUCACAUUUUAAGUAUUUUUUAAGUAUGUUUGGCUUUGAUGUGACUUCAUGCGGCUCCUGCGUGAGUCUGAAGUUCCAAACUGACACAAACAUGUGGUUGAACAUGAUCGUAGAGAUGUGUAAUCUCUGUAAUGUUUAACUUUUUUUGUUUAAAAAAAAAAAGUUUUUUUUUCUUUUCUCACUUUUUCCUUUUUGAGGGAAAACAAAUGUAAGCCUUUUUGUUUUAGCUCCCGUUUAUGUUGUUUUGAAGUUCCUCAGGUUGGGGUUGAAGACAGUUUGAUUUUUAAAUAACAAAGAUGUUAUGAAUUGAUAACAAAGGAGGAUUUUUAAUAGCUCUUUCCUAUGCUGUGAUGAUUUGCAUUUCCACAUUAAAGAGACUGGCAAACAUAUCUAAUCAA